GACGUGAACCUUUGUUAGCUGCACGAGACUGUCAUCCCUCCCACAAACAGACUUCAGACUGAUAUUACACACCAGAUGUCUCCAGUGAUACAGAAUGAAAGUCACACUCUUAUCGCCUUCUUUUCUUAAUUCAUAUUUUCAUAACCAGACAAGAUAUUCUUCAUUUCUUUAGAGGUGUUAGACAACCUAAGCGUGCAAAAGCCAUAGCUUAACAGCGGUAGUUCUUUGUUUUAAAGUCGUCUUCCUGUUUGAGAUGAAGAACAAUAAAUAUAGAACGGCUGAGCUUCAACUCUCACAGGACUGAAGGAAACAGGACGAGGACAAUAUGACUGAGUUUUGGUUUUUCUCUUAGAGCUCGUUCAACUGAAAACAUCAUGAAGACGACCGCUGCGUGCUUUCUUAUUUUCAUUCAGCUCUUUGAAGCCCGUGCAGAGCUGAUCUUCACACAUCUGUCAGAGAGUCAGACCCUGCAGCUCUCCUGGUCCCCUCAGCAGGACCACGGCCUCCUGACGGGCCUCCACCUUUACCACCGCAGCGCCCGCAGUCAGACCACCCUGCUGUCGAUGGCCGAGGGCUGCGAGCUCAGGGUCGACCCGAUGCUGGAGGGCCGUCUGCAUCUACGUGGAGGACUCGACUCUCUGCAGGUCAAUGUCACCAUAACACACCUCCAGCCCGCUGAUACAGGGCUGUACAUGUGGGAGCAGAGCCACAGGAAGAAGAAGAACAGCUCUGAGCAGAUCAUCAGCGGAGCGCAGAAGGUUUUCCUGUUGGUGGAAGGGACAGGGCGGUCAUGUCAGUGCUCACCCAGUUACCCUCCUCUGCUCUUCAGCAUCUUCACAGCAGUUGGACUCCUCCUGCUCAUACUCAGCUGGCUCGCUGUGGAGAAAUGUGUGAAGGCGAGACCUCGUCACAGACCUCAACCUUCAGCCCCCAUAUAUGAGGAAAUGACCAGGAAGCAGCAGAGCGCCGGAAUCGCUCAAAAUAACCUGACCCCCCCUUCACACCUGGAGGAAGUCAAUUUCCCCGUGUACGCCAACCCAAACAUUCGACAACAGCAAGACAACUACUACGCCUCCCCCAGACAGCUCGCCCUCCGAGCCUGAGGCAGCCUUUGCCAUCGCACUUCUGGUGACACCUUCACCGCAGAGAUGAUGAAAAAAGAUCUCAGAGCAUAGAUUGUGUAAAAAGAUGGACGUCAUGACAGCAGCUUAGAAGUGAAGCAAAAAUAUUGUGAGCUCAGUUUCUGACUGGCUGCAGAACAGGUCAUAAACUCCGCCUCCUCCAUGAUAACAGAUGGGACAAUGGGUCAAUUAAUUUUUCUCCAGCAUGCUUUCUGUCAUUAAAGUUAUUUCUUAUCAAGCUGAUUUAUGUACAAGGGUUCUUUUAUAUUGAUAAUUUGUUUUAAUUGUCUAUUUGAUGCUAUAUGAAUGGUCAUAGUGCCAUGAUUGACAGCUCUGAUGACAAAUGUGGCUCCUGCGGCGUGCACAGGAUUAGAGUUGACGAUGAAUGAUGACUGGGAUAGAACAUCAGGAAUAAAAGAGUCAUUGAACUUUCAA
Messenger RNA from Labrus mixtus (cuckoo wrasse), 1556 nucleotides. RefSeq lists its product as uncharacterized. The coding region runs from base 375 to 1103 and encodes 242 amino acids. Gene Ontology annotation, biological process: adaptive immune response. NCBI's taxonomy places the organism in Eukaryota, Metazoa, Chordata, Actinopteri, Labriformes, Labridae. Gene Ontology annotation, cellular component: membrane. The record is from RefSeq and is a predicted model, not a curated record. The transcript has 4 exons. Gene Ontology annotation, molecular function: signaling receptor activity.